AUCCAUGGCUCGCAAGAAGGUGGUCGUCAAGUACAUCGCCAACGACCCAACUCGCAAAAUGACCUGCAAGAAACGCGCCAUGGGCCUGAUCAAGAAGGCCGGCGAGCUGUCCGUCCUGUGCGGCGUCGACGUGUGCGUCUUCAUCCUGCCUGAGGGUGAGUCGUCGCAAGUGCAGGUGUGGCCGUCGCCCGCUGAGGGGAUGCGCGUGAUCGACCGGUUAAGGUCCAUGCCCGAGCUCGACCAGUGCAAGAAGAAGCUGGACGGCGAGGACUACGUCCGGGAGCGCAUCGGCAAGAUGCAGGACCAGCUGCGCAAGGCGGAGCGCGACAACCGCCAGCGCGAGGCCACGCUCCUCCUCCACGGCGCCAUGUUCGGAAACCGCAACCUCGACGGCCUACCCGUCGAGCAGCUCGUCACCAUAGGCUGCAAGACGGAGAAUCUUAUCAAGAAUAUCAACGACUGCAUCGCGUACCGGAGUGGACAGCAGCAGCCCGGCAUGCAGGCUGAUCCGCUGCACUACGCCGCGACCGUCAGCAACGUCGAGGCUCCGCACCAGCAGCAGGGAUGGGACCUCAACGCCGUGGCGAGCAGUGGCAGUGGCAGUGGGAGCGGGAGCUAUGGCAGUGCCAGCGCCGGGGAUGGCCUGAUGCAGCUCGGUAAUAUGGAUGCAGGAUUUGCGUGGGCUGAUCAUGGUACUUAUCUUCCUAAUAUCUAAGGAUACUGCUUGGAUGCAGUCACGGCAACAAAAUAAUUCUGUAGAAUGCAUCUGUCAAAAUAUAUCCGUAAGAUAAUUCUGUAGAAGUCAUGUGUUGCAAGCAACAUUUUUUAUUUUUCUAUGUUCAAGUUAUCCUUAGAUUUUCAAUUUUUCCUCAAAAUAAAGAGGUUUAUCCUUUUAGAUGUUUUCUUUAUCUAUUCCCACAU
Messenger RNA from Lolium rigidum, 921 nucleotides. RefSeq names its product agamous-like MADS-box protein AGL80. The transcript has a single exon. The record is from RefSeq and is a predicted model, not a curated record. Gene Ontology annotation, biological process: positive regulation of transcription by RNA polymerase II. Lineage: Eukaryota; Viridiplantae; Streptophyta; Magnoliopsida; Poales; Poaceae. Gene Ontology annotation, molecular function: RNA polymerase II cis-regulatory region sequence-specific DNA binding; protein dimerization activity; DNA-binding transcription factor activity, RNA polymerase II-specific. Bases 5 to 715 code for a protein of 236 amino acids.